AUGAGGGACCCAAUCGAAAAAAAUAAAUUGGAUGAGUCUCUUUUGCAGACCAUGGAGGAAGGACCACAAGUUCAAGAAAAGGAAGAGAUACCGAUUGAAUGUGAGUUGAUUGAUUCAGAUAAUGAGGUUAACCAUGAUGAUUUCCACUAUGAUAAGAAUGCAUCCAAGCAUGCACUUGAACUUGAUGUUGGAGGGGAACAAGAGAAAUGUUCUGAUGAGGUCAAACUAGUACUUAGGAGGCCACCGAGCAAUACAGCAAUUGAAGUGCAACCAUCAACACCAAAAUCUAAUUUCCAGUACAUGCCUACGCCUGGCAUUGGUAUAAAAAGUGCUUCCCAAUUCAACAACUAUGGUCCUCCACUUAAUCAGCCAGGUAGUUCAACAAUGGUAGAAGCUUCUACUACAAGUAUUCCACUUCAAUCCUUGGUGGAGGAUCUACAAGAUAUAGAAAAUCAAGAAAAAGCAAGGAAGAGGGCAGCCAUGAUAAAAAAUAAAAGGGUCGUUCGAGGGUCAAUUACAUUUGCACCACCAAGAAUGAAAAAAAUUCAGCCACUCAGUAGUAGCUCAACAAACUUCACGAGCCACCUAUUAAUUUAG
Molecule: messenger RNA, 597 nt
Organism: Fraxinus pennsylvanica
Lineage: Eukaryota; Viridiplantae; Streptophyta; Magnoliopsida; Lamiales; Oleaceae
Source: the annotation of a GenBank genome assembly